Molecule: messenger RNA, 2162 nt
Organism: Annulohypoxylon maeteangense
Lineage: Eukaryota; Fungi; Ascomycota; Sordariomycetes; Xylariales; Hypoxylaceae
Product: NAD-dependent deacetylase sirtuin-2
Exons: 2
Coding region: 345-1637 (430 amino acids)
Molecular function (GO): NAD+ binding; histone deacetylase activity, NAD-dependent
Source: RefSeq, a predicted model, not a curated record
CAACAUUCUGUACCUAAAAUCUACCCACAAGUACGGAUUGCGCUAGACUAGCGUGCUAAGUCGGGUUACGCCGUGUUCAUAAUUAUGAGAAGUGAUGUAACCUGCAUCUUACAUCUUACUUUUUACUUUUUUACAAUUUGCAAUUCGUUUUUCUACCGUUCAACUUCACAACCAAUCCUAUAAGAAUCCUAUAGAAUUGAUUUCAAUUCUGGAUCCGUGAUUCCAAAUCCGCCGUUAUAUACAAUACGUCUCAUUCAAUUCUCACGUAACUGUUCAAUAUAGGUCGUAAAAAGAAACCUCGUCACCAGAAGGGUUCAAACCCACGUCCGUGGUCAAGACGCAAGAUGGGUCAAGAACAAUCUAGCCUCAUCGACCCGGACACUCCUCCGGACACCUUGUCCGAGCGCAGCUUACAUGCUGUCGCCGAAUUUAUCAAGAAGGGCGGCGUGAAGAGAAUCGUGGUCAUGACUGGCGCUGGAAUAUCCACCGCAGCUGGAAUCCCCGAUUUUCGCUCUCCCAAGACGGGUCUGUACCACAACCUCUCACGCUUCAAUCUCCCCCACCCCGAAGCCGUCUUCGAGAUCGACUUCUUCCGCCGCAACCCGGCGCCCUUCUACCUCCUAGCCAAGGAGCUCUACCCCGGCAACUUCAGCCCAACAAUCUCACACGCAUUCAUCGCGCUGCUCUCAAAGAAAGGUCUUCUCCGCAUGCUCUUCACCCAGAACAUCGACUGUCUAGAGCGCGCGGCCGGUGUGCCGGCAGAUAAGAUCGUCGAGGCGCACGGCAGCUUCGCGACGCAGCGAUGUAUCGACUGCCGCACGGAGUUCCCAGACCACAUGAUGCACGACUUCGUCAAGCGCGGGGAGGCGCCGCGCUGCGUGCGCGAGGUAUGCAAGGGCCUCGUCAAGCCCGACAUCGUCUUCUUCGGCGAGCAGCUGCCCGAGAAGUUCCACAACAACACCAACGUCACCGCCACCGCCGACCUCGUCCUCGUCAUGGGCACAAGUCUCCUCGUUCACCCCUUCGCCGGACUCCCGCGUAACGCGCGCGAGCGCGUCCCCCGUGUCCUCUUCAACCUCGAGCGUGUAGGCGAUCUCGGCACCCGCGCAGACGACGUCCUAGUCCUAGGCGAAUGCGACGCCGGCGUGCGCAAGCUAGCGGACGAGCUAGGCUGGCGCGACGAGCUGGAGGGGAUGUGGCGCAAGAUGGUCGGGGACAAGGAAGCGGACCGGCAGAUAUCCAAGACGGCGAAAGAAGCGGCGAUCGAGGACGAGCUGGCCCAGCUCGUCCAAGACGUGGAGGAUAAGUUGGCCAUAACCACCGACACCGAGGGCGACCGAGCCGAAGCUAACGUCGACACGCAGGAUGAUGGUGGCGCGCGCGGUAAGGAGAUUCUUGAGAAAGCUGAUGCGCAGAAGCUCGUCGAUGACGGCGUACCGGUUUCGGAGACGGGUGAUGGUGAAGGUGGUGAGGAGGGUGUGGGUCAGGAGGGAAAGGGAAAGGGUGAGGUUGGCGAUGGUGGGAAGGAGGAGCAGUUGACUUUCGAACCGCUGAAACCUACGACGCUGAAACCGGUUACGGCUGAGGGUGCUGGGAAGGCAGAGGAUCAAGGUGGUGGUGAUAAGCCCGCUGUUUAAACCCGUCUUACUUGGUUUUUACAUGCGAACCCGACUUGCCUCAUGUCAAUCAAGAAACGUGGUGGGUAAACGGUGACGACGAAAAUGAUGACGACAGGGCGGGAAAAUUACUUGUGUUUUUCAUCCAUCCAUUGAGUUUCGGUUUUGCGGCUACGGCUACGGCUACGGCUACGGCUACGGUUACGGUUACGGCGACGCUACAUCAUCAUAGGCUCUAUAUAGGAAGUUGGUGCUGGUGCUAAGGCGGUUGUACGUAUAGGUAGUUUCCGUGUAUGCUUGAGAGAGAAAGGAAUAUACCCAUGAGCUUUUUGCCUGACAGAAUGGGGGUUUAUUAUGGGUGUUACUUGCUUGUUAGAAUGAGGAGGUGGGUAGGUGUUUAUCUUUAUAGUGUGGCGUUGUGCUCGGUAAAGGGGUACGGACGGGUAGGUAGGUACCUAAUUAGGCGGUCCUAGGCAUAAAAAUUGUUGAUUGCCUCUUACUAGAAUUCUAGAGGUAGCCUGUUGGUAAUAAGAUUGAAUACUCGUG